Pseudopodoces humilis (Tibetan ground-tit) is the source of this 1452-nucleotide messenger RNA. The record is from RefSeq and is a predicted model, not a curated record. NCBI's taxonomy places the organism in Eukaryota, Metazoa, Chordata, Aves, Passeriformes, Paridae.
UUCUGAGAAACAGGAUCCCACUUUACCUGGAGAAAAUUCAAGAUGUUGUCUGGCAAAUGCAGAAUGAAUUACAAAAGCCAUUAGCAACUUUGAAGGACGCCUACUACGAUGUAACCUUGAAGCCACUGGAUGAAGUCUGGAAAGAGAAGACAGAAGAGCUCAUGAAGAAAAUCCAGGCUUUCUUACCCAAGAUUGUAAAAGAUGUGUGGUUAAUGGAACCAAUCCAGGUGGCAUUAAAGGUUGUGAAAGCAGGCUUGGAUAUGGCUACACAGCAGGUGCUCAGAUGGGCAGAUGCCACGUUUUCCAGAGCUGUGAGUAAGAUCCAGAAGCCCUUGCUGAACCUGUACAGUUUUUCACCCAGGAACUGUUCAGUGGCAGGAAAGCUGCCAGUACUGCCUACAGCAGACCUGUCCCUGCAGCUGGCAAAUGUUACCACUUACCUCAUUGGAGAAAAACUGAUGAGGCCUCUGCAAGACCUCUACAAUCUCAACAUACUUGCAGAAUACUAUAGGUUCAAACGGAGGAUGAUGGAGAGCCCCUUUGAAUAUCACGCUAUGUUAGUGGGGACCAAGCAUCUUGUGACUUUUGAUGGAAAAAUGUAUGAUUUGGAAUCGAAGUGCAGUGUACUUCUUGCCAAGGAUUUUGCUCACAAUGCUUUCACUGUAAUACUAAAUGAAGAAACUAGGAACUCAAGAUCACUGUAUGUGGAGAUGAACCAGACUGUGAUCACUAUCUACCCACAUCUAAAGAUAUCCAAGAUGUAUAACUUCUCCUCUGCGGAAGAGAACUGCCAAGUCCUGGAUCAAUCCCUUGAAAACAGUACCAUGAAUUCAAGGCGAGGAACCAACAAAAUCGAAGUAUCUGAUCAGAAAGGAGUUUCUGUCUCUUGUGACUUUCAGUACGAUCUCUGUACUAUCACUCUGGCUGGGUGGCAUCACGGUAUUUCAGCUGGGCUUUUUGGUACCAAUGAUAAUGAAGCUGGAAACGAAUGGAUGGUGCCUAAUGGUUCCUUCACUGACAACGUGCAAGAGUUCACACAGAGCUGGCAGGUGAGUAAGUGCAGUCUCGUACCAAAGAAAGAGAAGCCAUGUCCAAUUACAGCUAAGCAGAACAUCUGUAAAGUGUUCUUUGAAGAACCACAUUCACUUCUUGGGAACUGCUUCAAAGUUGUGGAGCCCGAGCCAUUCUACACCAUGUGUACACAGGACACCUGUGACUCCCCGGCCUUGGGGGCUGCCUGCACUUUAGCAGCAGCUUUUGUUCAUUUGUGCAACCGGAAUUUUGUCCCUGUGGAAGUCCCUCCACAGUGCUCGAGCCAGUUCUGAAGGGCAGAUAGCAGCCCUGAAGAUGGAAGAACCCUUUCAGCACCCAAAACAGAACAUUUAUUUUAGGGAGGCAAGAACAAAGAGAGAACAAUAGAAGUGUUAACUGUGAAUAUAAUGAAGUAUAUAU